UCACUCCUAAUCGUCGUUGCGCAACGGAUAUUUCCAGAGAAGAGAUCCCUUCAGACUCUAAAAAUGGCUGUCUUCGGAUCACGAGCAAAUAUACAGGGAACAUUAAACUGUUUGUUCAAACGAACAGGAGUUGCAGAGUGUUUGGGUGCUCAGAAAUUGGUUGCCAGGUUCUCUUCACCUUCUCAAGAGUAUGACAAGCCAGCAAUUAAGACUGCAAUUCCAGGACCACGCUCACAAGAGUUGAUGGCAGAGCUGUCUCACGUACAGCUGACAAAGGGAAUGUCAUAUUUUGUUGAUUUUGAGAAGAGUUUAGGAAACUUCAUUGUUGAUGCUGAUGGCAAUGUUUUGUUAGAUGUUUUUCAACAAAUUGCUUCUGUUCCAUUAGGUUAUAAUCACCCUGCUUUGGUUAAAGCUUUACAAGAUCCAAAGAAUGUGUCAUCCUUUGUCAACCGAGCAGCCUUGGGUCUCUAUCCACCUGUCUCCUUUCUUCAAGAUUUAAAAGAUGCACUGCUAAGUGUAGCCCCACCUGGACUUCCUGAGGUAACUACAAUGGCUUGUGGAACGUGCUCAGUAGAGAAUGCCUUUAAAUUGGCUUUUAUGCAUUAUAAGGCUAAACAGCGUGGUAAUCCUGAACCCUCCUUGGAGGACCUAACAAGCUGCAUGAGAUCUCAGGCUCCUGGCACACCACCGUUAACAAUUCUUGGUUUUGAGAGAGGAUUCCAUGGUCGAACUCUGGGUGCUCUUUCUACCACUCGAUCAAAAGCAAUGGCAAGAGUAGACAUUCCUACAUUUGAUUGGCCGAAGGCGCCAUUUCCUGUCCUGAAAUAUCCACUUGCAAACUAUGAAAGAGAAAACAAAGCAGAAGAGGAAAAAUGUUUGGAAAUGGCUCGUCAAGCUAUCUUUGAUAGUAAUAAUGCAGGCAAACCAGUUGCAGGAAUAAUCGUCGAACCCAUUCAAGCUGAAGGCGAUUUUCUUUCAGGAGAUAACCAUGCAAGUGCUGACUUCUUUAAAUCUCUUCAGAGGAUCGCUAAAGAGUUUGAUGCUCUGUUUAUCGUUGAUGAAGUACAGACAGGAUGUGGAAGUACCGGUAAAUUCUGGGCACACGAACACUGGGGUCUUAUUGAACCUCCUGACAUAGUGACCUUCUCAAAAAAGAUGCUAAUCGGUGGGUUCUACCAUAGGCCAGAAAUACGAGUUCAGCAGCCACUACGUAUCUUUAACACGUGGAUGGGGGAUCAAAGCAAACUUGUUCUUUUAAAAGAAGUUGUUAAAGUGGUGCGAGAGGAAAGCUUACUUCAAAGAGUACAAGAAAGUGGCAGGGUUUUGUUGAAUGGCUUGGAACACAUGCAGGAAAAAUAUCCGGGAUUGUUUUCUCGUGCCCGUGGUGUAGGAACAUUCUGUGCAAUCGAUUGCGCCGAUGCAGAUACUAGAGCAGAAUUUCUUUCAAAGAUGAAAGCCAAUGGUGUGGAGAUGGGAGGUGGGAGUGGGGAAGUAAGCAUCCGCUUCAGACCAACAUUGACUUUUUCACAACGUCACGCAGAUAUUCUGUUUGAAGCAAUGGACAAAGUGGCUUCCCAAAUGCGAUGAUGUUGGAUGUCGUUUACUCUCGAGUGAACCAUACUUCUCUUUGAAAUUUGUUUCAAGUGCAGUGAUUUUUUUGAAGGAAAACUGUCAACGAACAAAGUUAUUUUGAUUUCCGGCAUUUUUUAAAUCUAAAUUAUGUUAUGUCGCAAUGACAUUGUAAUGAUGCUAUAUAGAAGUAAGGUUAAAAAUUCUAUUCCAUACCGCACUCUGUUAAAUGGAGGUGAAAACUAUGAUUUCGUGGCCCUUUUGUGUUAUAUUAGGAGGUUACAGACUUGGAAGGUUCAGGAAUACACCCCAGUGGCUACCUAAAUCUAAGUGCACAACUCAGAUUACCAUUCGCAAAUUUCUGACGUGUUUAUUGGCUUUGUAGUAAGUUUUGCGACGUCGUCCUAAAGUCUUAAGGGAUUUUCGUUAUCAGAAGGACAAGCAUGAAUUAAGUGACUUUGAAUUGCUCAAGCAGUAGUUUAGAAGUGGAGAAUGUUCAGCUCUUGGACUGUUUAAACAAUGCAACUGAACUCUCAUUUGAUUAAAUAGGGUAAGUUUGUAAAGAAACUGUGGUGCUGCGUCGGUGGGAGAGUAAAACAGGGUAAUUUAGUAUUAUCAACUGAGUUGAUAGCAUAAUCGGCCAUCGUGAAGAGCUUAAAAGCUGACGUUUCGAGCGUUAGUCCUUCGUUAGAGCGAUUGGAGGAAUUGUGAGUUGUGAGUGGGUCUAUAUGCAGAAAAUCGAGCUAUGCUGUUCAUGGAAUGUGGUGACAUUCCAAAAAUAAAACAAAAAUAAACUACGUGAAUGAAAGUGA
Messenger RNA from Pocillopora damicornis (cauliflower coral), 2381 nucleotides. Its product is annotated as 4-aminobutyrate aminotransferase, mitochondrial. Gene Ontology annotation, biological process: GABA catabolic process. The record is from RefSeq and is a predicted model, not a curated record. Gene Ontology annotation, cellular component: mitochondrion. Gene Ontology annotation, molecular function: pyridoxal phosphate binding; 4-aminobutyrate:2-oxoglutarate transaminase activity. Lineage: Eukaryota; Metazoa; Cnidaria; Anthozoa; Scleractinia; Pocilloporidae.